CAUCAGGUCACUUUGUUUUUGCUCGCCAUUGGUCAAUUUUACUGUAAAUCAAAGCUUAACCCAAUCAAUGAAGGGUAAAUCCGUCGCGUUCCUUUUCGUCUGACCCAUCAGCAGUUAGUUACUAAGACUCGCGGUGCAGAUUUAAAAGUAAAAUUAAUCUCUUGUCAACGCAUUUAGGACGGGGGCCUGUCGAACAGACGCGACUUCUGAACCGAUAGCGAUGAACAUCCCCACUUGUUCCGUCUAAUCCUAGCGAGGCGGUCAGAGAGACAGAGCCGGGGACCAGAGCGGUUGCCUGGAGACCUGCUUCUCUCUUCCUCCGUCUGCUGCAGGGAUCGGCUCUCCGCCACGGCUAGCCCGCAUUUUCAUUUAAAUAAGUAAUUUGCAAGGCUAAUGUGUGAGUGUAGCCAUAUCUGACCACUGCAGCUUUUGAUCUGCUGACUCAGCUUGAGUAAAGCGCUUUGUGAAGACCAGAUGGACGCGGAUCGGGUCUUUUAGAUCAGGUGCUGACAAUCUAAAUCCUGUGCAGCUUCGGAUACAUCAUCAUGUGGACCGUCUCACAGAUGCCUCCUGGACCCUGUGAUCCGAUUUCUGGAAGACUGUGACAGGAUCGUCCUUCCCUGUAACCGACGCUGCUCAACCUUAAUACACACAUUGACUUUGAGCACCACUGCCCGAGAUUAUGCUGAGCAUCCUUGCAGCUGGCUCCAUAUUCUUCCCAGGCCUCUUCCUGCUGUCCAAGCGAUUCCUGAAACAUGCUCCUGGGCUCAAAUGGAGCGAGAAGGAUGCUGUCAUCGUCUCGUCCAGACUGGUGUCCUCCGUUCAGGCCAUUAUGGCAUCCUCUGCCGGGUACAUCAUCGCCUGUUCAUGUGAAGACAUCAUUGAGGACCAGCAUUGGCUUACCAGCAGCUAUAUCCUCUUUGCUGUCCCCUACUUCGUCUAUGACAUCUAUGCCAUGUUCAUGUGCCACUGGUACAAACUUCAGGUCAAAGAUCACGAGGAGGAGGGUGAAGCCAAACCGAUGAGGUCAGCCAUCAGCGGAUAUCUGCGCCGAGAGUUCCUUAUGGUCCUGCACCAUGUCGUCAUGGUUACUGUGUGUUUCCCUGUCUCUGUGUUCUGGAGACAGGGAAAAGGGGAUUAUUUCCAGGGUGUGAUGUUCCUGGCAGAACUCAGCACCCCAUCCGUCUGUCUUGGAAAAAUACUCAUCCAGUACAAGCAACAGCACACUCUCCUACAUAAAGUCAAUGGAGCUCUUAUGCUGGUCACUUUCUUCAUCUGCAGAGUUCUUCUCUUCCCCUACCUCUACUACGCCUAUGGCAGGUACGCCUCCAUCCCCUUCUACAUGGUGCCGCUGUCUGUGCCCUGGCAGUGUAACGCAGGUGCAGCUUUGCUCAUGGCCCCGCAGGUCUACUGGUUUUCCCUCAUCUGCAGGGGCGCCUUCCGUCUCUUCACCAGAGCCUCACGGCACAAAGCUACUCCUAGCACCACAGACUCUGAAUCAAAAACCUCACUCCUGCCCCCUGCCAACGGAUACAGCCCCAGAGAGACCGACUCGCACUGAGAGAGGAGUAGAGAUAGAGAUAGAGAUAGACAGGGUUGCUAGGUUUAGACCAAACAGGAAACCGAAGGUAGACUGACUUAUUACCAUGGGUGGAUCUACCUUGGACGCAGUGGCGUGGGUUAGCAAACAAAGAAACUGGAGGUCUGUACCCUCGCUAUUCACCAACCAUCAUCCUCUCAUUGAGAAGAAAAAAAAAGACUGCAGACCAAACCAAACGGAUGGUUUUCCCCCUAACAUGCACGUUCUCUAUGUUGGAGCAGUAGGUCGGGGAAAUGUCAUCUGCUGCUUUGCAGGUUUAGGGCAUCAUUUGUAGAUUACCAUGGUCAUAAGCUUCAGGAAAAGAGACUGAUGUGGAUGCAACGGGAACAGUAUUAAAAAUGAUCGAUGGA
Molecule: messenger RNA, 1950 nt
Organism: Carassius carassius (crucian carp)
Lineage: Eukaryota; Metazoa; Chordata; Actinopteri; Cypriniformes; Cyprinidae
Gene: tlcd3ba
Product: TLC domain containing 3Ba
Exons: 9
Coding region: 683-1561 (292 amino acids)
Biological process (GO): lipid homeostasis; ceramide biosynthetic process
Cellular component (GO): endoplasmic reticulum; membrane
Molecular function (GO): sphingosine N-acyltransferase activity
Source: RefSeq, a predicted model, not a curated record